AGGCAGUGGAUCCAAUGCAAGCAAUUGCGUCUUCUGAAAACAUGAGCGUGUCAGUCACAUUCUUCAGACUGUUUCGGGUCAUGCGCCUAGUGAAACUUUUGAAUCGCUCUGAAGGGAUUCGGAAUCUUCUGUGGACCUUCAUCAAAUCCCUUCAGGCUCUCCCCUAUGUGGGCCUGCUCAUUCUCAUGCUAUUCUUUAUAUACGCUGUGGUUGGAAUGCAGAUAUUUGGAAAAAUUGCGUUGGUUGACGGCACAUACAUCAACAGGAACAACAAUUUCCAGACCUUUCCUCAGGCUGUGCUGCUGUUAUUCAGAUGUGCGACAGGGGAGGCUUGGCAUGAAGUGAUGUUAGCAUGUAUGUACGAGAAGAAGUGCGACCCCAAGUCUGAUUACCUGCCCGGGGAGGAGUACACAUGUGGAUCAAACUUUGCCAUCAUCUACUUCAUGAGUUUCUACAUGCUGUGUGCCUUUCUGUCUCCUACUACCGGCCACUAA
Messenger RNA from Notothenia coriiceps (black rockcod), 494 nucleotides. RefSeq names its product voltage-dependent L-type calcium channel subunit alpha-1C-like. Gene Ontology annotation, molecular function: high voltage-gated calcium channel activity. The record is from RefSeq and is a predicted model, not a curated record. The transcript has 6 exons. Gene Ontology annotation, cellular component: membrane; voltage-gated calcium channel complex. Gene Ontology annotation, biological process: calcium ion import across plasma membrane. Lineage: Eukaryota; Metazoa; Chordata; Actinopteri; Perciformes; Nototheniidae. Bases 15 to 494 code for a protein of 159 amino acids.